AUGGCGGGGGCUGCCUCCCCCCUGCAGACACAAGCUUUGUCUCAUCAGGAGAUGGAGACAGCAGCAGCAGCAGCAGCAGCAGCAGCAGCAGCAGCAGCAGCAGCAGCAGCAGGUGCAGCAGCAACAGCAGCAGCAGCAGGUGCAGGAGCAGCAGAGAAACGCAUGCAGCAGCAACAACAGCAACAGCAGCAACAACAACAGCAGCAGCAGGAGUACCAGCAGCAGGAGCAGCAGCAGCAGCAGCGGGAUCACCAGCAGCAGGAGCACCACCACAACCACCAGCAGCAGCAGCACCACCAGCAUCAGCAGCAGCAGCAGCAGCAGGAGCAGCAGGAACAUCCCCGGGAGUGUAUGCAUGCAAGUACAGCCGUCACGAGUGGGUGA
Messenger RNA from Eimeria mitis, 384 nucleotides. RefSeq lists its product as uncharacterized. The record is from RefSeq and is a predicted model, not a curated record. Bases 1 to 384 code for a protein of 127 amino acids. Lineage: Eukaryota; Apicomplexa; Conoidasida; Eucoccidiorida; Eimeriidae. The transcript is spliced from 2 exons.